AUGUUAUUCGAAUCAGAAUACCAUGUCGACAUCCCUGACACAGACCUACUGACGUUUCUCUUCUCCCGGACACCGUUCAAGGACACCGAUCCCAUAUGGAUCAACCCGGCAAAUCCAAGCAACCAUGUUACGCUCGCCAAAGCCCGCGACUUAACACAUCGAAUCGGCCAGGGCUAUCGAGAUCUCGGCAUCGGCGCCACCUGGGGAGCCGGCAAGGACAUUGUGCUCUCGUACAUUGAGAACCAGGUCAUGGUUGCUCCCAACAACCUGGGAGUGAUAUGUGCAGGCGGCAUCCACACGACUUGCUCCGUGACUGCGACGGCGUUUGAGCUGGCGAGGCAGAUCAGGUUGAGUGGCCCCAAGAUCUUGAUUUGUUCGCCGCAGACUAGGAAGGCGGCUGAGGAGGCCAUCGAUCGGUCCGGGGUCGACGGCAUUCAGCUGGUGAUGAUGGUUUCUGAGAAGUUGGACAUUGUGGAUGUGAGUGGCAAGUCGAUUAUCAGUGAUCGGAGACUGGCAUGGCAGAGAGUCACGGACCCGGUUAUUCUUGAAAGGACGCCUGCUUGUCUAGUCUAUUCCAGCGGCACGACCGGCAACCCAAAAGGCGUCGUGAUCACACACUCCAAUAUCGUCGCAAACCUCUGUCAAAUGGCCUUUCACUUCGACCACUGCGCUCGAAAAGCAAUCUCAGACGGCAUCUAUCUGCGCAUGCCGGGCGUCAUGCAAAACGCCGUUGCCGUGGGCAUCUUCGUUCAAAAUAUGAUGUGCCUACAAUGUGGCAUGCAGGUGUACAUGUUCCCCAAGUACGACUUCCCCACUCUGAUGUCGAGCAUCAAAAAGUUUCAGUUAUCCGCUUGCUUCAUUGUCCCCGCAAUUUGGAACCGGGUGGUGCAAGAGUGCACGAGAGAGGAUUUGGCAUCAAUCAGAUUUGCCAUGAGUGGUGCUUCGCCGCUGCCGUUGCCGUUACAGUUGAAGGUCCACGAUAUGUUGCCUGAUGGUGUGGUGUUGCGGGUCAAUUGGGGAAUGACGGAGACGGUCACGGCGGCGUCCCAACCGAACGUCACGGAGGUCGAUAGAGAAGGAAGCUCGGGGAGGCUAUUACCAAAUAUCCAAGCCAUUAUUAUCAGUCCUGAGGGGAAGAAGUUGGGCUAUAAAGAGCCCGGAGAAUUGUGCAUCAAAGGACCAAACAUAAUCAAGGAAUAUUUCAACAAUCCCGAAGCCACGCGCGCUGCAUAUACGAGUGAUGGCUGGUUUCACACAGGGGACAUUGCGUAUUUCAAUGCGGACGGCAAGUUAUUCAUAGUCGGUCGCUCAAAGGAACUGCUCAAGUACAAGUCCUUCCAAGUGAGUCCGACUGAAGUCGAGUCUAUCUUGGGCCAGUUACCCGGGAUUUCAGACAUCGGCGUCAUUGGAGUGCCCGAUGGAGAGGGCAAUGACCUUCCCCGAGCAUACAUCGUCAGGUCUCAGAAAGGAAAGACCGCAGCGCUGUCGGAGAAGGAUGUCCAUGACUUUUUGAACCCGAGGGUGAGUAACUACAAGAGACUGAGAGGAGGAGUACGGUUUGUGGAAGAGAUACCGAGGAACCUGAACCAGAAGAUCAUGAGGAAUGUGCUGAAGGAGUGGGUGGAGAAGGAAGUGGGGGAGCGGUCGAAUUUCCGGGCUCGAUUGUAG
This is a messenger RNA of Cladophialophora psammophila CBS 110553, 1668 nucleotides long. RefSeq lists its product as uncharacterized. The record is from RefSeq and is a predicted model, not a curated record. Lineage: Eukaryota; Fungi; Ascomycota; Eurotiomycetes; Chaetothyriales; Herpotrichiellaceae. Gene Ontology annotation, biological process: secondary metabolic process. The transcript is spliced from 3 exons. Gene Ontology annotation, molecular function: CoA-ligase activity. The coding region runs from base 1 to 1668 and encodes 555 amino acids.